Molecule: messenger RNA, 3882 nt
Organism: Electrophorus electricus (electric eel)
Lineage: Eukaryota; Metazoa; Chordata; Actinopteri; Gymnotiformes; Gymnotidae
Product: protein phosphatase 1, regulatory subunit 37
Molecular function (GO): protein binding
Source: RefSeq, a predicted model, not a curated record
UGGGAAGGGACUCGUACGACCCUUCAGAGCCAUGGAGGGAUAGUAUGCCCUCCAGUUUUUACACGUGUGGAGGUUCUUUCUCCGUCUUCAGUCCUAGAGGAAGCUGGGCUUAAGCACGGUGGCAAGAGAGUCACAUUUCCUUCAGAUGAGGACAUUGUCUCUGGAUCUGUUGAGCCCAAGGACCCUUGGAGACAUGCCCAGAAUGUGACAGUGGAGGAGAUUCUGAAUGCCUACAAACAAGCCUGUCAGAAGCUUAACUGCAAACCCAUCCCCAAAGUGCUGCAGCAGAUUCAGGACUUGACAGAGCUGACACAGAGAAAUGAGUGCUUGGAUCUUAAAGGAGAGAAGUUGGACUACAAGGCAUGCGAGUCUCUGGAGGAGAUCUUUAAACGUGUACAGUUCAAAGUGGUAAACCUGGAGCAGACCAACCUGGACGAGGACGGAGCAUCAGCGUUGUUCGAUAUGAUCGAAUACUACGAGUCAGCCACUCACCUCAACAUCUCGUUCAACAAGCACAUUGGCUCUCGCGGCUGGCAGGCAGCCGCCCACAUGAUGAGGAAGACUAGCUCACUGCAGUAUCUGGAUGCGCGGAACACCCCUCUGCUGGACCACUCUGCUCCGUUUGUGGCUCGAGCUCUCCGCAUCAGUGGCAGCCUGGCCGUGCUGCACCUGGAGAACGCCGGCCUAUCGGGGAGGCCCCUCAUGCUCCUGGCAACAGCACUGAAGAUGAACAUGAACCUGCGUGAGCUGUACCUGGCUGACAAUAAACUGAACGGCCUGCAGGACUCGGCCCAGCUGGGCAACCUGCUGAAAUUCAACUACAACAUCCAGAUCCUCGACCUGAGGAACAACCACAUGCUGGACUCAGGGUUGGCAUACGUGUGUGAGGGCCUGAAGGAGCAGAGGAAAGGUCUGGUGACGCUUGUGCUCUGGAACAACCAGCUCACACACAACGGCAUGAGUUACCUUGCUACGGCACUGCCUUGCACUCAGAGCUUGGAGACGCUGAACCUUGGCCACAAUGCGAUAGGCAACGAGGGUGUGCACAAGCUGAAGGACGGUCUGAUCUCCAACCGCUCGGUGCUGCGUCUGGGCCUGGCCUCCACCAAGCUCUCCUGCGAAGGGGCCGUGGCCGUGGCUGAGUUCGUCGCCGAGAGCCCGCGGCUUGUGCGGCUGGACCUGCGGGAGAACGAGAUCAAGACGGGCGGCCUCAUGGCCCUGUCCCUGGCCCUGAAGGUCAACUCCUCGCUGCUCCGCCUCGAUCUUGACAGGGAGCCCAAGAAAGAGACGGUGAAGAGUUUCAUCGAGACACAGCGUGCCCUAGCUGGCGGAGAUCAGAAUGGCUGCAAGCGGAACUUCAUCCUGGCCAAAGAGAAAGAGGAGUCCCAGCUGCAGGUGAGCCAGUCAGCCUCCAUGGCCGAAAUCGCCACUGAGGAGACGCCGGUGGAGGAGGAGAGCCCAGCCGCAGAGCCCGGAGAUGGAGAGAAGUCAGCCAGUGAGGGGGAUCAGGAGGAAGGUGAGAAACCCACCAAAAACCAGGAGGGGGAAAGUCAAGACACAGCCACGCAGGAGGAUUCCGAUUCGGAUACCGAGGAGGAGGACGAAGAUGGCCUCGAGGAGACGAAAAACGCCGCACAGGAAUCGCCCCCAAAUCAGAUUGCGCCCCCAGAUCAGACCGCACCGCCAAAUCAGACCCCUCCCAUGGUGUCUGCAGUAAACCCAGCCCUCGGUGCAUGUCAGUCCAGCCUGGCUCCGCCUUCCCCCACCCCUGGCCACACCCCUGCCUCCUCUGGGGUCUCAGCCAUGGAUUCGGGGCUUGGGACUACAGAGGCGAGUGUGCCCACUGUGCCCGCUGGAGCGCCACCCUCCCCUGGCCGCUGCAUCUCGGUGUCUAGCCCAGGUAGAGGCCACAAGAUCUUCAUGGUGACUCGCGUGGAGAGCCCGCCCGAAAAGCAGCAGCCGCUGAUGGAGCUGGCCAGGAGCCUCCAAGGGAGGGCGCCAGAGAUUGAAACUCCUAGGGCACCUGAGCCAGCGGAGCAAGCCACGCCUACACCAUCUCUACAGCAGCCCGAACAGAACUCCUCAGCGGCCAAGUGGAGUGUUGAGGCGGCCACCUCAGCUCCCAGGGCCGCAGAGCAACCUCUGCCGGCCCCGUCUGGGACCUCCCCGCAGCUGGGCCAGCAGGCAGAAGACUCACCUCAGCCUGGCGAAGAGCAGCAACCACCUGCCGCCUGCAGCGUGGAUGAGCAACACCAGAAGGCAGCAGAGGGCAAGGACACCGCACAAACACUGACGAGAGAUGAGGACGAGGGGGUGCACACCGGGCAUGCUCAGAGCCAGAAGUCUUCAGCACCAGCUGAUAAGGAAGGGCCCAUCAGCGACAGGGUGACGCCGCACAUGGAGGAGAACAGCUCUCUGUUUGAACAACCACCACAGGGCGCCGUUGCCGAUAAUCUACUUGAUGAGCUAUCGAUGAGCACAGGUAAUGACCUGCAGACCCAGAAAGCGCUCUUGUGUUCGGAACAGCGGUUAGUAACAGGUAGUGACCUGCAAAUGGGGCAUGACGGUUGCAAACUUGAGCAAGUAAGGGUGUUGGGCAAGCCACACGGAGAGCUGAUGCAGAGAGACGCAUACCAGGCCCGUGAGCUUGCCCAAGAACAGAUCGCCAAGCGUGAGAGCAGCAGCCAGCAGCAGCCUGCCUCAGAGCCCACUGCAGUGGCUGUCCACCACCGCCCCCCGGUGCAGCAGGAUGGCAUCGCAUCCACAGGGGCAGAGGAUCCAGCCGAGCGUCCCGACGAGAGCUCCGUGGCGGAGACCGAGGGCGUUGGCGUGGAGAGGGCCGUCCUACCCAACGGCCUGAAGCCCGAGUUCGCUUUCCAUCUGCUGGAGCCGGAGGGGACCAAGACGGCCUGCUGCAUCAUGGAGCACAUGAGUGUGACUGCCGAACUCAGUUGCGGCCAGGAUCUGGAAGAGCUCCUCCUAGAGGCCAGCUUGGAUACAAGCAGAGAUGCACCUUAGUGCUGUAGCUACGGCUCCACCCAUGUUGAGAGGCUCGGUCCAAUCGGUGUGCACCACUGGGCCUUAGAGGUUUCUCCCAUCCUCCCUCUGCUAUGUUAUGGUCCCUUCCCUCCAAGGCAAACACUAAGAGACCAUUGAAAAGUGAAUAUUCAGAAGACAGAAACAAACAGCGUAUCUUAUCAUCGUAUGCUCCUCGAGACAUCGUUGCACAAUGUUCACUACAUUGGAGAGCAGUGAAACAAAAAUAUUUAAGGUUUUUGUUUUUUUUUCUUAAUGACCCUGAUUAUCUGAAGAAAGGAUAAUUUCAUGCUGUCCUUUCAUUUGUCACACUACAUUCCCCGUGAUAAUGGAAUUAAGUGCAGAAGGGAGCCAGACAGAAACCAAAGACAUGCACCGGGUAACAGCCGUUCCUCUAUGUUGAGCUGUAGACUAAGGCACGCCUCUCUCUGGCGCCCCCAAGUGGACUCCAAAAGUUACUGUAGCAGAAAGAUGGACCCCUCCUUUUUGGAAUGGUUGUGGAUUUAAAAAAGUGUAAAUGCGCUGGACAUUUGAGCCGGUAAACGUGUCACUCUCUGGCUGUUAAGACUCGGUGGGCGGGAGAGUGGGCACACAAUUUUUCUCUGUAAGUGUGUGUGAAGGUGUGUUUGUGUGUCACAUAUUGUUCUGUCUCAGAGAAAGGAAAAAAAACCCUGCCAAAGUGACACACAGUCCCUUCUUUAGUUUGUUCCUGAUGUGUGGGUCCUCCUCAGGAACUGUCCGUGUGGCUGGCAUGUUGUGUUUAUGAUCCCUUAGCCAUUCCUCAUUGGCCAAGACCCUGUGGCCAUUCUGGCCGAACCUCCUCAGUAAGGGGGGGGGGGGGAUCAG